Salarias fasciatus (jewelled blenny) is the source of this 2820-nucleotide messenger RNA. RefSeq names its product transmembrane protein 180-like. The coding region runs from base 165 to 1652 and encodes 495 amino acids. The transcript has 7 exons. NCBI's taxonomy places the organism in Eukaryota, Metazoa, Chordata, Actinopteri, Blenniiformes, Blenniidae. The record is from RefSeq and is a predicted model, not a curated record.
GUCGUUAGGUCGGGAAGUAACGCCUUCAAAUGAGUUGAGUUUUCAGAAGGAGGCUGUCCAUGCAGCCGUGAACGCGCAUUUCCUGAACUCGCUUCACGAAGUCUGACCCCAGCUGUAAACGCGGGUCAUGUGAAACAACAGCGCGGUGUGAGAAGAAGCAGUCCAUGCAGGUUGGAGCUGACAUGACCGUGGAGGAGAAGCCUGUCUCAGUCUCAAGUAUGAAGCUGCUCAGAUACCUGGUGAACUUUGGGGUCAACCCCGCGGCGCUGGCUUAUGCCAUGACUACCCUGGGCUCUGCCAUGAUCAACAAUGUUUUCAACUUCUACUAUGUCAAGCUGUUCCUGAACAAGUACAAAAUAUCCGAGGGAGCAUUCCACCAGUCACAGGUGGUGUACAUGGUGUGGAAUGCAAUCAACGAUCCUCUCUUUGGCUAUCUGCAAGAUAACUCCAGGGUGCCCUGCUGCUCCCAGCGACGCCUCUCCAUCCUCUACGGCGCUCCUCUCUACUCGCUGGCGUUCCUCCUGGCCUGGUUCCCGUGGCGGGCCUAUGCACCCGGUGACUGGUUGAGUGGCUUACACCUGACCGUAGCGCUGUGCGCUUUUGAUGGCUUGCUGACUUUUGUGCUGCUGGCACAGUGCGCGUUGUUUGCAGAGAUUUCCAGCCACCAUCACAGCAGGCUAAGGCUUGUGAAAUACAGUCAGGUGGCGUCUCUGGUCGGCUCCUCCAGUGUCCUCUUCUGUGGUGUGCUUUCUAAAAACAUGGAGGACUUUGUAGCUUUUCAGGCUUUCACCGUGUUGAUUGCCGUUCUCAGCUGUGGCUGCAUGCUCUACACAGGAAUCCACAGUGAGAGCCGCUUUGAUAACAAAGGGUCUGACCCAGAUAUUCCAGGGUCCGUUUGCCAGACCCAUCAGUCAGUGACUUCCUUCUCCUUGUUAAGGACGCUAACAUGGCAGAUCUUGACCAACAGGGACUUUCAGUUGUUUGUUAUCAUGAACUUCUUCCAAGUUUUCAUGUUGGCUUUCUUAAAUAAUUUUACCAUGAUAUUUGCUGAACACCUGAUUCCACCGGACGUACUUCCAUCUCUGGCCAAGAGCAUCAUGUACGGAGCUGGAUUCCUCUGUCCGCAGCUGUUAGUAUUGAGCGGUCAGAGGCUGCUGCACAGUGUUGGCUACUACAAGAUCAUCCUCUACACCUUCUACAUAGAGGCAGGAAUGGCAACUGUCAUGCUCGCUCUUGGUCCUCAGUACCACUAUGUUCUGGCUUUUUUCCUCACCGUGACAAUGAUUGUAAUCCAAGCUGCCUUCAGUCUUUUUGGCUUGCCUUUGGCUGACAUCAUAGACACAGACCUACAAAAAUACAAACGGAGCUCCCCUCUGUCCUCCAUGGUGUUUGGAACCAAUGCUCUGUUUACCAAGCCAGCUCAGUCUCUGGCGCCCAUGAUCGUGCUCACCAUCCUCAACCAGUUUGGAUAUGAGCAGCUGAAGGAUGCUGCCAGAGAUUCAGAUCCAAGAGCCUUGGAGAGCCUCCACAGCGUCAUGUUCUACCUGGUGUGUCUGGUGCCGAUGUGCGUCGCUGCAUUGCAGGCCCUGGCUUGGAGGCCUUUUUCCAUCCGCGACAGCCACACAGUGGAAACAAAAUACAUCGACGGGUAACAUCCUUUCAGCGGACGCUGCGUUGGAUGUCUCCAGGUAGAAUUUUGUGAAAUGAUUUGAGAGCCACGCUGGGAGUGUAGUGUGCAUUUUUAUGAAUGCACUGAAAGUUGAUCGCAGUAAAUCAUCCUGAUGUGAUGGAUGACUUCUUGGAUUAAGCGGGUAGAAGUGAGAGUGAGAGGAAACGGCUUCACUGCCUCUGUGACAGUUGAGUGACUAAGUGCAAUUUUCUUUCUUCUUGAAAAAGAGAUUUACAUAUUUCAUCACCAUUCCUUUGAUCGACAGCUCAGUAGAUUUCAAGCUCCAUAUCUGCAGAGAACACUCCUUAUCCUGCACCCAUACUGUGAUUCUCCUCUGACAGUUAAUGCAUUAAUGGACCAAACAUAUCUGGAUCAAAGAUACUUGAUGUCUGUCUCAGCAUCACUCCUGCUAAUGAAAGUCAUUACUGGGAGUAUUCUCUGCUCUUGAAAGGCAGUAACAAUAUGUUUACUUCAUGUUAUAAACUGGAGAGUUGCUUCAGAAUUGGAAGAAAUCUAUUUAGAAAUUAGAAUUCUGAAACUGAUGAAUGAAGUAAUAAUGCUUCAAUUCAUACCAUGAACUGAUAUCAUCUCUCCUCACUUUAUACCCUCACUCUGCCUUCAAGACAGAUUUGAAUGUUUAAAUGUUUUAAAGUGUAAAAAAGAGGAAAUUAAAACAUGCCUUAGGUUUUCUAAAAAGCCUCACGCAUAGAUGAUUCAGCUUUCUUAUUUAUCAAGCAAAUCACAGGCUCUCUGCUGUGUUUCUAAAGAAGCAGAAGAAAAACCUGAAGAUAAUCAUCUGGGACGUGCACGGUGCUGUACGAUUUGUAAAUUAAAAACCUGAAGUGUGAAAUGCUUCUACUCAAACACAGUCUUGAUUUUUGGGGUUUACAGAGGUGAGAGUAAUGACUGAGGCAGAAUGAAAUGGACACAUUCACAAAGGGUUCAGACUAAUGAUUUAAUGGGUUGUUUCUGUGUGCCAGAAUAUGAAACUGUUGAUUUCUGCCUUCAUUUUUGAUGCUUCAUGGAAGCACAAAAACUACUUUUUAUUACAAGCUGUUUUUAAUAAAUAAGCUCUUUCUGCAGUGUUUGGUAUACUGUGAAAGUUUUUACUGUAAAUUUUUGAACAUUUCUGAUUAAAAGUGUGUUUACGU